Molecule: messenger RNA, 639 nt
Organism: Helobdella robusta
Lineage: Eukaryota; Metazoa; Annelida; Clitellata; Rhynchobdellida; Glossiphoniidae
Exons: 5
Coding region: 1-639 (212 amino acids)
Source: RefSeq, a predicted model, not a curated record
AUGACCUUAGAUCUUAAAAGGUUUAGUAAAGACAGUCACGACAUUCAGGUUAUCAAUGCUUUAUCAGAAGCACCAAAUUUGAACGAUUCUCAAAAUGCUCGCGCUAUUGAAUCUCCGAAUUUGAUGGCGGUUUCUAAGAAAAACAUCGUUACAUUAGAAGCACCUUCUUCGACAUCUGUUACAGCUAAUAAUGUUAACAUUAACGCCGUUAAUGAUGGUAAUGACUUGCAGAUCAACAGCUUUGAUCCUAACAAUUUGAAUGGAGAGGCCCAACCAAUUGAUGAAAUUGUCAACGGUUUUAGAACAUGCCUGAGAUAUUUCCUGCCUCCCAACUGGCAUAUGGACAAAGAAACAGUGUCGUCAUUAGAUAAUAUACAGCUGUCACGUUUUCCAUUGGAAGAUUUUUUUGAUCAGUAUGAAAAGGGACUAAAAAAGCUCAUUAGCAGUUUCCAACAAGAUGCACAGCAGUCCAGCCACCGCUUGUCAUUUGUCAGAAAAAUGGUUGCCAAACUGCUAAAAACAAUAAAUGAGGAUUUUGAAAUAGAUCCGGAAUGUGAUUCCGAAGAGGUAGACAAUUUGCUGGAAUUGUGUCUACAGCAGGCGCUGGCUCAUGCAAGAAGCUCCAACAAUGCUGCGUAG